AUCGAACCGAAUGUAAACAACCUACAUGUAUGGUUUCCACGUAAAACCAAUAAUUUGACAUAUUUCACAUUAAUGGUUGGAAGAUACCUUUUAUACACUUGCUUGGAAGAAACAGAGCUUCACAUAGUCGCAGGUUGGGUGGCACUAUUUAUGCUUGUUUUAAAUUGCUCAAUUUAAAAACUUCCGGAACAGACCGAGUUGCAAGUCAGUUGGAAUCACAGAAUGCCUGCCAAUGCAAUAGUUACGAUACGAUAUGGCUACGAGUCAUGUGGUCUAGUUGAACACAGAUUGUCACGGCUUGAAGGACUAGAAGAUUUUUUGACUGCUGACGGACAUCAAGUUGUUCUUGAGAAAAUUGAUGAUUGGAACGUGGUGGAAUUAAUUGUAAAUGGUGAAUUAAUUUAUCAGUGUGACCAGCGAGAGUUAGAUUAUGGUGGUGAUGGACAGCUUGAUAAACUCUGUCAUGCAGCACUUGACGCUGUUAGGAAAGCUUAUUAGCAGCGAUAAAACAUCACAAAUUUUAACAAAUUAUGUUUAAAAAAAAUGUUUAUUAACUUACAUAUGCUAAAUGGCUUGGUGGAUUUCAUAACUUUUGUACAUAUUUUAUUUCAACACAUUUUGUAAAACGUUAGACCUAUAGAUAAUAAAUGCCUGUGAUUUUAUUUGAAGCCAAAA
Messenger RNA from Saccoglossus kowalevskii, 675 nucleotides. Its product is annotated as UPF0728 protein C10orf53 homolog. NCBI's taxonomy places the organism in Eukaryota, Metazoa, Hemichordata, Enteropneusta, Harrimaniidae. The record is from RefSeq and is a predicted model, not a curated record.